Molecule: messenger RNA, 897 nt
Organism: Apodemus sylvaticus (European woodmouse)
Lineage: Eukaryota; Metazoa; Chordata; Mammalia; Rodentia; Muridae
Product: putative vomeronasal receptor-like protein 4
Exons: 2
Coding region: 1-897 (298 amino acids)
Biological process (GO): G protein-coupled receptor signaling pathway
Cellular component (GO): membrane
Molecular function (GO): pheromone receptor activity
Source: RefSeq, a predicted model, not a curated record
AUGUCCUCAUUAAAGAAUGUCUUUUAUUUCCAAGCUGGGCUUGGAGUCCUAGCCAAUAUAUUUCUCCUUUUUUUCUAUACUUGCAUAAUACUAGGUGACAAACCUAAGCCCAUGGACCUGAUCUGUCAACUGACCUUCAUUCACAUAAUGAUGAUCCUCACUGCAGAGGAUAUUUGGCUUUCUGACUUAUUUGAGAUUCUGAAUGUUGAGAAUGACUUCAAAUGUAAGGCAACUUUUUAUAUAAGCAGGGUGAUGAGAGGCCUCUCUAUCUGCACCACCUGCCUCCUGAGUGUGGUCCAGGCUGUCACUAUCAGCCCUAGUACAUCAUUGUUAGCAAAAUUUAAGCAUACAGUAAAAAAACACAUCACCUAUGCUUUUUUCUAUCUUUGGACUUUCAAUUUGUCAUUCAGUAGUAUGUGGUUCUUCUAUGUUGCUGGUUUUAACAAUGUGAGUGAGACCCAUCAGAUGAAGGUCACUAAAUCCUGCUCACUCUUCCCCAUUAACUACAUCAUCAGGGGAUUGAUUUUAACAGUGUCAGUCUCCAGAGAUGUGUUUCUUGUAGGAGUCAUGCUAAUCACAAGUACAUAUAUGGUGAUUAACUUGUGCAGACAUCAGAGGCAAUGCAAGCAUCUUCAUGGCAUCAGGCACCUGAGAGCAUCCCCUGAGAAAAAGGCCACCCAGACCAUCUUGCUGAUGGUAGUUUUCUUUGUGGUCAUGUACUGGGUGGACUUCAUCAUCUCAUUCACCUCAAUCUUGUUAUGGAUGUAUGACCCAGUCGCCCUGACUGUUCAGAAAUUAGUGAUGUAUGCCUAUCCUACAACUACUCCUUUAGUACAAAUCACUUCUGAUAAGAGAACGAUUAGUGUACUGAAAAUCUUGCACUCCAAAUGCCACUAG